AUGGCCACCAAACUACGCAUGCCCACACUCGCCUUCGCGGCGUUAUCCAUCUGCCUCAAUCUCGCCAUCAUCGGCUGUGCAGGCCAGACGAUAAACUUCUUCGUUACCGAGCAGAAGAUUAAUGUCUGGUUAUUACCCAUCUGGCCUAAUCACUUCGAUACACGCGAGCUACAGGCCUUGAUCGGGACAUCGGCGGCCAUUCUGGUGCUUAAUGUUGUGCUUGCUAUAUCAUUGUUCGUGAAGAAGCUCCCAGCAAAUGUCAUCGUUCUCGCCACCUCGAUCCUAAGCGUUGUUUGCUCACUUAUCGCUAUCAUUUUCCCGACUAUCGUGAACGGUCAAGCACCUGGGAGAGAUACUCUUCAAACCUGGACCUGUCGAUGGAGCAGCACUUCUAUCAACCGUGGCCAAGGUCCACCAUCAGGCUUCGAUACUAUCUGCCAUGAAACACGCUUCGCCUUCUACACAACAAUCCCCGUCUUCAUCCUGCAGCUCCUGCUCCUCUUCCUCGCACUCUACACCCUCGCCACAGCUCGUUCGAGCACUAGAGAAAGGGGAGUCGUGUCGGAUGUGGAGAAGAGUCAAAGUCAGCAUGAAUUGGGUGAGGUGAGGAAUCAUAGCUUCGAUACGAAGAACAGUGGAAGUCCGCAGAGUAGGCAGGAGGGGGUUAUGGGAGCUAAGGGUGUUUCUUUCGCUUAG
Messenger RNA from Recurvomyces mirabilis, 696 nucleotides. RefSeq lists its product as uncharacterized. The transcript is spliced from 3 exons. The record is from RefSeq and is a predicted model, not a curated record. NCBI's taxonomy places the organism in Eukaryota, Fungi, Ascomycota, Dothideomycetes, Mycosphaerellales, Teratosphaeriaceae. The coding region runs from base 1 to 696 and encodes 231 amino acids.